GAGUCACCACGGGUGCUGGGGCAGUCGAGCAGCAGCACGAAUCCCACACUCUUUUCCUUGCAUGCUCCCUUAACCAAACCUCCUUCCCCCCCCUUCUUCCUCCCCGCCCCCAUGCAGGAGUCGCCGUGCCCCCUGAAGCGGUGGGCAGCAGCAAGGCAGGAACAGGACAUGCAUCUCUCUUCCUCUCUGCUCUGCAUGCACCCCUCCCUUUCUCCUCCCCGCCCCCCGUGCAGGAGUCACCGCGGGCGCUGGGGCGGUCGAGCAGCAGCAAGGCAUCGGGGGCGGUGGGGAUGAGUGAGGAGGAGGCGAUAGCGGAGCAGCAGAAGAUGUUUGCCGAGGCGCGCGCUGCCAUGCUCAACCUGCAACGGCCCUCCUCGUGA
Messenger RNA from Closterium sp. Naga37s-1, 380 nucleotides. Lineage: Eukaryota; Viridiplantae; Streptophyta; Zygnematophyceae; Desmidiales; Closteriaceae. The record is from the annotation of a GenBank genome assembly.